Messenger RNA from Symbiodinium sp. CCMP2456, 214 nucleotides. The record is from the annotation of a GenBank genome assembly. Lineage: Eukaryota; Dinophyceae; Suessiales; Symbiodiniaceae.
GUUCGUCCGCGUUGUGGGCUUGUCCCUCUUCGUGCAGGCGAGGGCAGAUGCCAAAGCAGAGUUCUACGACUUCUUUAAGGAGGCGAAGUUUUCUCUUUGGUGGCUGCCCGAAGUGAACAACAUGUGUCGCAUCCGACCGCAGGCAACAGCAGGAGUCGGCCAAGAUGGAGGCCUCAACUUCAACUUCGCCCUUUCGAGGCAGAUCCAGGUCUCC